AGGAGGGUUGGAUGGUUGAUUGCGUGUGCGCCUCGCCCGCUUAUACGCCUAUAAAAGCGCACCUCUUAAAAUGCGCCACUCACAAACUACUUACUCGCCUUCCCUUCUUCGAGACGACAAGACACCAUGGUCGCGAUGAGAGCGGCUGUUGUGGCCGUGGUCGUGAGCAGCCUCGUGGCGCUGUGCAGCGGCUUUUGCACAGUUCGAGAACCCGUUGCUCACGUGGAAACUCACGACGGAGUCCCGGUGCUCGUUUCCAGCGGCUGUUUGGACGAGCAUGACAAGCCCCGCAAGGAGGGUGUCGUUUGGCGGACCAGCGACUGCAUGAGAUGUUCCUGCUCGAGCGGGAGUGUGAACUGCUGCAGCAUUGCGUUCCGGCCCGUAAGUGGUUUCCCUUCGAGCUGUGAGCCGAUCCUCGACACGAAGGAAUGCGUCUACAAUGUGGUGAGGAAGAAGAACCAUAAAGUGAAGUGUCCCCUCUCGGGGCCUCAGGGGGCAGUGGGGAAGUGAACACUGGGCCCGUCAGCAGCCAGCCAGCCCUCCACAAUCCUCACCACCACCAACACCCAAUAACCACGCGCCAUCACAACCACACACCCACCCGCCUCCCCCCCACCAACACUCACAUACCACAACCGACUCCCAUUGACCAUUCACCAUAACCAUAGCACAUCACCCAACAAUACCACACCACGCACCAUCGCCAGAUACCACCAGCUUAUCACAUGCUGCCAUCACCAUCACAGCCACCCUACCAAGUGUUAGGCGGUGCCUCCCUUGGCGCCCACCUCGCCCGCAAUCGCCGUGUCCUAGAAUGUCCACGGCGUCUUUGUCCUCCGUUUGCUGGAGCCCUUAAACAGCCAGAUCUGACGAUAAUUGCUUGGCACGGUGGUGUCUGUACGGCAGCCACCUCCUGCUUGUGUGGGUGGGAGCAGUCCCACAGAUGAUCAGCCGGUUACAAUUUCUGUGUCGCCCCCAACCUCCUGAAGCCCAUUGCUCUGAAUUCGGAACGAUUCGUGAAGUGGAAGUUAGAAAGGGAGGAUGAGGAGUAGGAGAGGUUCAUGCUCGAUCCUAUCUUAGGUUUAUUCCACUAGUUGGUAUUGUUGUUGUUGUUGCUACUCUAUCGCUUGUGUGUUUAUCACGUGCCACGCUUCACAAUCACAUUGCAUGUGCAGUACGUCCGGAGUUUCAGAAGUAGGCACCGCUCCAGGUGCUGUGGUCGAAAUGUUGGGUUCUACUCUGGAAGUUCAGAAUAUAUGAAGUUGAUUUGACAUGCAAUCGGAUGUUCUUCAGCCAUUAUGAGCAACAGCCAUGCUCGAUCCACUGCUGGAUGAAGGCCUCGCAAGCAGUGUCUCGUCAAGACACAAUUUAUGUUUAAUGCAUUUUAGGACAAGCGUGUUUGCCAAGUAAAAUUCAGGGUCUUCCCAAACUCCCGUCGCAUGCUCUCUCUGGGUUUGUAAAUUCCAAGUUUAACAAUUGUCUCCGUUCAAAUACAAAUUAAGUCAUCACAUGCUGCACUCUCCGGAUGAUUGCUAAACGAUUAUUUGAGUUAAUACCGAGAUCCUGUGUGUCCCAAGUGAGAGAGAGAGAGAGCGCACGUUAGAUGAAUCAUCGCUCUCGUUUGCACGGGACGUGUUGUACCAAUCAUCAGGCACGUGCGGUGUGUAAUGGCUUCGUUUGUAUUUUGAACAUAGAAGACUGGUUAAAGGGGAAAGGUAAAAAGUGGAGUUUGUUAAUCCUUGUCAUAGUUGGGUUCCACUAACCAUUGUGCUGCCUUGAAGAUGUAUAACCACGUGAUAUUCAUUUAUACGUACUCGGUCAACAUGUAUGCUUGUUAACGUAGGCUAUUAAAAGUCUUAUCAGCAAA
Lethenteron reissneri (Far Eastern brook lamprey) is the source of this 1867-nucleotide messenger RNA. Its product is annotated as beta-microseminoprotein-like. NCBI's taxonomy places the organism in Eukaryota, Metazoa, Chordata, Hyperoartia, Petromyzontiformes, Petromyzontidae. The record is from RefSeq and is a predicted model, not a curated record.